AUGGGCGCACCCAGGGCGGGGCUACGGAAGCGUCGCUACCGCCAUGCUAGCUGAAGGAGUCCUGUGUUAACUAGCUUCGCUAACUCAUGUCUUGACAGCUCGUGAUAUUGUCCUGGUUGUGGUUUCCGUUUUUUUUUUGUUCAUGGACACUGGGAUCUAGAAUGGAAACAACAACUCGUGCGUGAAGGUCGUCGUUUUGUUCCCUAGCAAGAGCCGACAGGACAGGACAGUUAGCCUCGGUGGACUUAGCCGUUAAGCUCGCGCGGCUAACCGUCACAUAAGUCACUGGUGCCCGGCUGCCAUCACGACCGAGACGACAGGCAGGCAGGCCGAGUCCACAGCUCGGCGUCCCGACGUGUCCGCGCUCAUCAUGGAGAAGGCUGAUUUCUUGAAAGGACUUCCCGUCUACAAUAAGAGCAACUUCAGCCGGUUCCACGCCGACUCUGUUUGUAAAGCAUCAAAUCGAAGGCCUUCUGUUUACCUUCCAACGCGUGAAUACCCCUCUGAACAGAUUAUUGUAACAGAGAAAACCAACAUCCUCCUGCGUUACCUCCAUCAGCAGUGGGACAAAAAGAAUGCAGCAAAGAAAAGAGAACAGGAACUAGGUGAGGGGGACAGCCCGGCACCCCCAAGGAAGAUCGCCAGGACAGAUAGCCAAGAGAUGAAUGAGGACUCAUAAGUGUGCGUGUGUGCGCGUGUGUGUGUGUGUGUGUGUGCGCAUCGUGGGUGUGUGUACAGACAAUAGCUAAUAAAAACUAACAAAAACAAAGGAUAAUCCCACCUGAAUGAAGACUUCUGACCAUUCUGCACUGUGGCAGGAUGCCUCCCCUGACCAAUUUAUGAAGAGGCCAUAAAAAAUGUGGGGAAAUUCCUAUCGACAAAGCAGCCCCACUAAUGGUGUAACGAUUCAAGUGCAUGAAGAGAUCUCGCAGCCACUGUCAGUCACUGACAUGGACAGAACAGAGCCGCCGCCACCAGAGAGGGAACCUGUUGUUUCUUAAAAUGAAUGUUGGCUAUUCCCUGUGUGGGUUAGAAUACGUGUAUGUGUUUGUAUGCAUGCUGAGCUGUGAUUGUGUGUUCAUUGUGCGUUGUACUGUACGUGCGAGAUGAGUGAAUAGUUGAAAAAGAGUAGAUUUCAGAUCAGAGAUGGACUUGACAGAAGGAGCCGGACAACUACUCUUUAAAAAAAUCAGUCUCAUAACUGGUACCUGACUUGUGUAGCCUCUUGCCUCCCGGAGAGUCUGUCCUGAUUAGUGCAAAGACGGCAUUUUGUUACUGUUUUAAUUUUAUUAUAACUUUUAAUUUUUUACGUAUGGCAAUGAGCUUCCUGCCAGCCGCAGUGCCCGCCCUCUCAGUUCCACUGCCCAUUCUGCGACCACAUGGGGGCAUUGCAACCUUUCUCCACACUGUUUGAAUCGACAGAACCAAGAACGCACUGUGAAGAACAGCACAACGUAGAAGCAACUCUUCCCCUUAGAUGUGUGUUUAUGGUGAAUAUUAUGCAUAUCUUCAUUCUAUUCUGGGACUUGUGCUUGUACAGUACGAUAGAUGUGUUGGUGUCGCUGAGAAAUAUUUUUUACAUCUAGCACCACCUCCUGGCUAGGCAACGCUAGUAAGAACGGGUUUGGCCUUGCAUUUUAGCUUUUCUCUCAUCAAAAGAUGGAAAAGGAAAAAGUCACAUCCAAAUAAGAAGAUGUUGAUUGUGUUGUUGGGUUUCCAGUUGCACCACUUGGCAACGGAACAGAUGGUGAAGGAAAAUGUGUAUAGUAAUGUAUGGAAAAGGGAAAGUACAUGAUUUUGUGUGUAAAUAAUCACCAAUAACAGAUGGAAUAUCUUUGUGUUUGCCUUUUUGUAAAAUAAUACACGCCCGUGGAUACAUUAGAUGAUCACCCCAUGGCCAGCGGAUGUUCCCUCGCCAUGCAUGCUGAUGUUUUCGAUGCCUGGGUCUUAGUUUCCUGAAGCAGGGGGUGGAAAGUUUUAGCCCAGAGGCCUUACGACCUUGUCAUCAUGGUUCGGACCCUUUUGCUCCCCUAGCUCAGGGCUUGGGGUGGCCGUACUGUUUGCCCCGUCGUCGUGACGACGGCCCCGCAUGGGUUUUGACUGAGAGCAGGCUUAAAUGAACACAUGGGGGUUUAAAGGGGGGAGGGAGGGUGUUAUAUUUUUCAGCCAUAGAAUGCACAAUGAGCAUGCACAGCAAAGUGCAGCCGCCAUCCUGCCUUGUACCAGAGAUUCAGUUUGUAUUGGUGACAUACUUUACAACACUGAAUAAAGCUUCUUUUUUCCCUCCUAAAUGCUCCUACCACUGCCCAUCAGUCACAUUAAAGCCUCCUUUUAUCAGUUGAUGCUGCGAGUGUGGGUGCACAGUGUUGACAGUCAUCUUCCCACCUACCGUAUAAAUACCCCCCGUCUGUUAUUGAAGCGUACAACCACGGUCUGCUUCUGCUCUGAUAGACUGUUCUACUACACCCUAAGCCUUGCCCCAUCAUGUGUGUUAGAUAGGACCUGCUCUUUUUAGCUUUGCUGAAAUAAAACUGGAUUCAAACUG
This is a messenger RNA of Scophthalmus maximus (turbot), 2545 nucleotides long. RefSeq names its product DET1- and DDB1-associated protein 1. The record is from RefSeq and is a predicted model, not a curated record. The transcript has 5 exons. The coding region runs from base 371 to 679 and encodes 102 amino acids. Gene Ontology annotation, biological process: positive regulation of proteasomal ubiquitin-dependent protein catabolic process. Gene Ontology annotation, cellular component: Cul4-RING E3 ubiquitin ligase complex. Lineage: Eukaryota; Metazoa; Chordata; Actinopteri; Pleuronectiformes; Scophthalmidae.